CACACCUUGUCUCCUGUUACCUUGAAACUACUCUCUUUUUAGCACUAUUAGCAGGAACUCAUACUGAAAUGUCCGACAAGAACAUGAACGAUAAAGCACCUGAGCUUGGCUUACCCUUGCACGAGUCUUCUACUGCAGAUCCGGAAGAGCAUCGAAGCCGUCAUCACACUUUGCGCACAGAGAUUGUGGCCUUUCUUGGAGAGUUGAUUGGAACAUUCAUGUUUCUUUCGCUUGCUUUCUCUGGCACGCAAAUUGCCCUCAAUGCCGCCAGUCCACAGCAACUGACAACGACUGCUAAUGCGGUGCCUGACGUCAGCAAACUGCUCUAUAUUGCUUUCGCUUUUGGUGUGUCACUCGCGAUCAAUGUUGCUAUCUUCGCAGAGCUCAGCGGUGGGAAGUUCAACCCUGCAGUCACCGCAGCCCUCUGGCUCACCAGAAAGAUCCACUGGCACCGUGCGGUCCAAACAAUCAUUGCGCAACUCAUCGCGGGAAUAGCAGCAGCAGGCUUCGUCUCCGGUCUGUUACCUGGACCUCUCAUUAUCGCUACCAAGCUAGAUCCGUCCAUCUCAAUCGCCCAGGGUCUCUUCUUGGAAGCCUUCGUCACCACCCAAUUGAUCCUGACCAUUCUCAUGCUGGACGCUGGGCCAUCUAAGCCAAUGUAUAUUGGGUUGUCGCUAUUCAUCGCACAGAUAUGCAGUGUAUUCUUUACCGGCGGAAGCUUGAACCCAGCGCGAAGUUUUGGUCCCGCGGUUGUCACACAAUUUACUCACUAUCACUGGAUCUACUGGAUCGGACCUCUGUUGGGGUCGGGUCUAGCGAGUGGCAUUUAUGCACUCAUCAACUGGGUUCGACGUGGCCAAGUGUAAGCGGCAAAGGUGUCACUACAAGGAAAGACUAGGGGACACAGCAU
Molecule: messenger RNA, 910 nt
Organism: Cucurbitaria berberidis CBS 394.84
Lineage: Eukaryota; Fungi; Ascomycota; Dothideomycetes; Pleosporales; Cucurbitariaceae
Product: lens fiber major intrinsic protein
Exons: 2
Coding region: 69-866 (265 amino acids)
Biological process (GO): transmembrane transport
Cellular component (GO): plasma membrane
Molecular function (GO): water channel activity
Source: RefSeq, a predicted model, not a curated record